This is a messenger RNA of Manis pentadactyla (Chinese pangolin), 5780 nucleotides long. RefSeq names its product rubicon autophagy regulator (gene RUBCN). The transcript is spliced from 22 exons. Gene Ontology annotation, cellular component: late endosome; early endosome. The record is from RefSeq and is a predicted model, not a curated record. NCBI's taxonomy places the organism in Eukaryota, Metazoa, Chordata, Mammalia, Pholidota, Manidae. Gene Ontology annotation, molecular function: phosphatidylinositol phosphate binding. Bases 187 to 3222 code for a protein of 1011 amino acids. Gene Ontology annotation, biological process: negative regulation of autophagosome maturation; negative regulation of endocytosis.
GUGGCGGGGACUGAAGCCGCAGCCAAGGCAGCAGUCUCCUUCGCUGCUGUCAGUCUGGGCGUAGUGCAUUACCCUGAGCCCACCUGCUGUGGGUUUCUCCGCAGUUUCCGCGGGGCUCCCGAAGCCCUGAAAGGCGAAGCGGCAAGGACGCCUCUCUUGAGAGAGGAAGCGAUAUCGCAGCCCCGGAUGCGUCCGGAGGGCGCGGGAAUGGAGCUCGGCGGCUGCGAGGGACUCCUGCCGGAGGAGAGCAGGAGGGAGCACUGGCGGUUGCUGGGCAAUUUGAAGACUACUGUGGAGGGUUUGGUGUCAGCCAACAGCCCCAACAUCUGGUCCAAGUAUGGUGGCCUGGAGCGACUUUGCAGAGACAUGCAGAGCAUCCUGUAUCAUGGGCUUAUCCAUGACCAGGUGUGUUGCCAUCAGACUGAUUACUGGCAAUUUGUGAAAGACAUCCGCUGGCUCAGUCCCCACUCAGCCUUUCAUGUGGAAAAGUUCAUCAGCUUGCACGAGAAUGGCCAGAAUGGCAGUGAUGGUGUGAGUGAACGAGCUGUGGCAGAGCUGUGGCUGCAGCACAGCCUGCAGAGCCACUGUCUCUCAGCCCAGCUCCGACCUCUGCUUGGGGACAGACAGUAUAUCAGGAAAUUCUACACAGAUACUGCUUUCCUGCUAAGCAACGCCCAUGUCACGGCCAUGCUGCAAUGCCUGGAAGCAGUGGAACAGAACAACCCCCGCCUCCUGGCUCAGAUUGAUGCUUCUAUGUUUGCCGGAAAGCAUGGGAGCCCACUGCUGGUGACAAAGAGCCAGAGCUUGACUGCUCUGCCUGGUUCCACACACGCCCCUCCAACCAGCUACACUCAGCAUUCCUACUUUGGGUCCUCUAGUCUCCACCAGUAUGCAACCAGCCACAGCUCAGAAAAAAGAUCUACUUCAUUUUCACUCACUGACCCUCCCCGGAAACCUCAAGAAAACACAGGACACAUCUCACCAGGAGAGAAUCAAACCAUCCAAGCCCCCCUGUUUCCAAUCUCUGCAUUAGCCAGAGAUUCCUCCUCGAUGCCAAAUGAGAUGAGCUCUAGCACUCUGACCAGUCCCAUAGAAGUGUCCUGGGGCAGCAGCCAAAAUGAUCCCCCAAGCGAUGCCAGUGAGGGACCUGAGUACUUGGCCAUUGGCAGCUUGGACCCCCGAAGCCGGACCGCCAGCUGUCAGAGUCCCAGCAGCAAUGCUGAGAGCAGCAGCUCCAACUUAUUCUCCUCUGGUAGCUCCCAGAAACCAGAUUCUGCUGCUUCUUCCCUAGGGGAACAGGAGGGAGCUGGGCAGUGCCAGCAGUCCAGUGUCCUUCGUAGGUCCAGCUUCUCAGAGGGGCAGACACUCACUGUCCCUAAUGGAACAAAGAAGAGUCAUACUCGCUCCCAUUCGGAUACCAGCAUUGCUUCGAGAGGAGCCCCAGGAGGCCCCAGGAAUAUCACCAUUAUAGUUGAAGAUCCCAUUGCAGAAUCCUGCACUGAUAAGUUGAAGCUGAGAGGCCCCUUGCCCUCUUCUGGCCCAAGCAGUGAAGUCAGCACACCCAGCUCUCUGUACAUGGAGUAUGAGGGUGGUCAGUACCUGUGCUCAGGGGAAGGCAUGUUCCGAAGACCAUCAGAAGGACAGUCCCUCAUCAGCUACCUAUCUGAGCAAGACUUUGGCAGCUGUGCAGACCUGGAAAAAGAGAAUGCCCACUUCAGCAUCUCAGAGUCCUUGAUUGCUGCCAUUGAGCUACUGAAGUGCAACAUGAUGAGCCAGUACCUAGAAGAAGAGGAAGAGGAAGAGGAAGACAGUGAUAGAGAGAUUCAGGAACUGAAGCAGAAGAUCCGCCUUCGUCGCCAGCAGAUCCGCACCAAGAAUCUGUUCCCUGCGUACCAGGAGACUGAGCACGGGAGCUUUCGGGUCACUUCCAGCAGCUCCCAGUUCAGUUCACGUGAUUCAGCACAAUUCUCUGAUUCUGGCUCUGCUGAUGAGGCAGAUGCAUUUGAAAUCCAAGAUGGUAGUGAAGGAUCUAACCUGACUCAUAUGUCAAAGAAUGGACUCUCAUUGUUAAUGGCUUUGAUGUUUUCAGAUGCUGACAUCAGAAAGAAUACAGCCUCAAACAGCAGAUCUUUCAUUUCCUCUCAAUCCUUCUCCAGCUGCUUCCUACACUCCACAUCUGCUGAGGCGGUGGCCAUGGGGCUCCUGAAACAGUUUGAGGGGAUGCAGCUCCCAGCCGCCUCGGAGCUGGAGUGGCUAGUUCCAGAGCAUGAUGCCCCUCAGAAGCUCCUGCCCAUCCCAGACUCACUGCCUAUCUCACCUGAUGACGGACAGCAUGCUGACAUCUACAAGCUGCGUAUUCGUGUUCGUGGCAAUCUUGAGUGGGCCCCACCCCGUCCUCAGAUAAUUUUUAAUGUUCAUCCAGCCCCCAUGAGGAAAAUUGCUGUGGCCAAGCAGAAUUACCGCUGCGCAGGAUGUGGCAUCCGGACCGACCCUGAUUAUAUCAAGCGGCUGCGGUACUGUGAGUACUUGGGCAAGUACUUCUGUCAGUGCUGCCACGAAAAUGCCCAGAUGUUCAUCCCCAGCCGAGUUCUACGCAAGUGGGAUUUCAGCAAGUAUUAUGUCAGCAACUUCUCCAAGGACCUGCUCAUUAAGAUCUGGAAUGAUCCUCUCUUCAACGUGCAGGACAUCAAUGGUGCCCUCUAUAGGAAGGUCAAGCUUCUCAAUCAAGUCCGGCUGCUGCGGAUCCAGCUGUAUCACAUGAAGAACAUGUUUAAGACAUGCCGACUGGCCAAAGAGAUUCUGGAUUCCUUUGACAUGGUUCCAGGCCACCUGACAGAGGAUCUCCACCUGUACUCACUGAAUGACCUGACUGCAACCAGGAAGGGGGUGCUUGGACCCAGGCUUGCUGAGCUCACUAGGGUGGGAGCUGCCCACGUAGAGCAAUGCAUGCUCUGCCAAGCCAAGGGGUUCAUCUGCGAGUUUUGUCAGAAUGAGGAUGACAUCAUCUUUCCUUUUGAGCUCCAUAAGUGCCGGACCUGCGAAGAGUGUAAAGCAUGCUACCAUAAAACUUGUUUCAAGUCUGGAAGCUGUCCUCGGUGUGAGCGGCUACAGGCCCGGCGGGAGUUGCUGGCCAAGCUGAGCCUGGAGUCCUACAUGUCAGACUACGAGGAGGAACCCACUGAAGCCUUGGCCCUAGAGGCCACCGUCCUGGAGACCACCUGAAGAGGGCACAUUCAGCCCUCUUCCUAGGGGUUAGGAUCACACAUAAUGCAGAACUGAGCCACCCUUUUAAGGACUUUCCCCGCUUGGUUUAUUUUUUUUUAAUUAUUACCAUUAUUUUUUAUGAUUUGUCUAAAGUCCAUGUGCAGUCAACCUUUGUUCGGUUGGUGGGGUCCAGUCUAUUGUGACUACUGUAGGUAGUAUUUCCAUCAGAACUGACACAUGGGUCUUAGGUGAAGCUUCUGGUGCCUCUGUCAGGGGAAUGGACAGCAAGACCCAAUUUUUCUGGCAUCCCUGGCCUACUACUUGGACCAGAUCUGGUUUCCCAAGUAUCACUUCUGGUUUUAUUUUGUUGUGGUUCUGGGGCUUCUGAGCCAGGCCUUUCUCAACCAACUCACUUCUCUUUCGCUGCUGAAACAGGAGGAUGGAGUUUUCUCUCUCUCAAUCCUGGAAUAGAGUCAGACUGUGCCCUGAAGAGAAGCAGCAGAGAAUGGGACUACAUUGUGGGCAUUCUGUCCAGAUUAUUUAGGUAUUUUUGAGGUUAUAAAAAUAGCAUCAUUACUACCCUGGAAUCCUCAGAGACCUCAGCAAAGCAGCCAUGACUUCCUUGUUUGAAAUACUCUAGGUAAAAACGGUGUCACAAGCUGACUUUCUUUAUCUACCCUGGUGGGCUUGAAGCAAAAAACAGAAUAGAUACUUGGGCCAGGCCCCUUCAUAGCCUUACACGAAGUGCAAGGGAGGCUGCGACUGUUGCUCAAGGAGCAUUCACUCAGCUCUUCGUAGGCAGUCGGGUCCCUUUUAGUCAACCUCGCUCUGGUACGGGUAUGAUCUUUCAAGCUCAGGCAAGUCCCUCAUGCCAUCCUAAACUGAGGAUGGAAACCCCAUCACCAUCUUAUUGGUGGGUCUCUUGCCUCUUUGUCCUGUUAGAUGUCAUUGUGGCCCAGCUCCAUGCCCUCUAUACCCUUCCUAUAACAGAGCCAGGACCCUCCCCAGUGGCUGAUCUCUUGCCUUAGUUUCUUUUGUCAAAGUUGGAGAAAAAGCAUCCUACUAUUAGUGGUGUUUAAGAACUUGACAAUUUGUAGACAUAGGUGUGAAUAUUCCUGUGUUCUUGGGAUAAAUGGGUCUUUAAGCCUAUUAUGCACUGAAUGCUUUACCUUGGUGAUACUCAUAUGUGCAGUCAUUCUUUUCACAUUACUUAUUUUAAAACACACACUCUUUUUUUAAUGUGCAUUUUGAUGGGAAAAGUUUUUGAGGGGACCAUGUAUAUGUUUGUGGUGCUCUCUAUGUUGCUUAGCCCCUGACUUCUGUGUAAAACACUGGUCAGGAUCACUGCUCUAGGGGAUGGCAGCUGUGUGAACAAAAGCCCACAGUAUUUUUCUUCUGGGGCUUACUUCUUCCUGUGGACCUGUCUUUCCACAGUUGGUUGCUAGGAGAAAAGACCGUGUGGGUGCUGCCCCAGGAAGCUGAACAGAAAGUAGUGCAUGGGUGGUGGAAGCUGAUAAGUAAGUACCUGAGCUAGAGGCAACCAGGACCCUCACAGCACAGGAGGAGCAGUAAGGCCAGGGCCAGAGCUGAGUCUCCAUCAGGGCGGAAGGGAACAGGGAGAGAUUGCCCCCAGCCUUGGGAAUCUGAGGCUGCGUCAGGUUGGAAGACCGUGAGGCACUUCUUCCUCCAGCUCAUGGUGGGGGGAGCCUCUGGAAGCCAAGGCUUCCAGCCAAGCCCAGUUUUGAAGGGCUGCCUAGAUGCUUCAUUGUCCUUCCAGGAGCUUAGGGAAUGACCCCACAAAACCCAAGUCUCACUAAGGGCUAGGCCUCAGAGUCAGACUCAGAGAUUUGUAAAAAAUGGUGAUUCUGCUUCCAGUUUUUGUUUAAAUUGCAAAUCUAGCUCCUUACUACAAGUCUCCACACUGGGGGAGAGAGACACUCUAAUUACUGUCCUGCCUGUUUCAUAUCAGCGGACAGAAAAUGCUGACACUGUUUCUAAAGCUGAGCUCAACGAUCUCACAUCCUCCUGGUUUUUCACUGUUUUUUCUCCACCUCCCCCAUUCCAUCCCUUUAGCUUGCAUAUCUGUUUAAGUGACCCUGACACUCUGCUGUCAACACUGUCCAAAUACCCAUUUAUUUAUUUAUUUGAGAAUAAGGAGAGAGAGGAAAGAAGAUGGGAUGUUUUGAAAGCACUUUGCAACUUACCAGUAUCUGAAAAUCCCCUGUUGUUGUGGGGAACAGUUUUGAAUGCACUGAAGAGAGUUCCUUCUGAAUGAAAUGGGAGGAAGAAGUGUUCUUUUCUAUAAAUAAGGUGGGGGGAAAUGGUUGCUUACAAGGUAGGGACAAAAUUGAAGACAUAGCAGAGGAGUGGAAGGCAAAUGUUUUCCACUUAAAUGAAGCUGUUACUGACUUUUCUCUGCCAAGGAUGUCGAGCUUUUGCUAGAUUAAUGUAAAAGGAGCAGGAGUCUGAGUAGAGAUGUGUGUGUGCUGCUCAUAUUCUGAACUAGAUUGCUCCUUGCUGCAUUUCAUACACAGCCUAACAGUUCACUGUCAUUUUAAUAAACCAAGGAAAUGAAA